CGUCCUCCUUUCUUGGCGCUUGCUGUGCCGGCCGCGCGCUCCCCUGCGCCCCCUGUAGCCAUGCCUCGCAAAAUCGAGGAAAACAAGGACUUUCUGCUUACGGCCAGGCGAAAGGACGCCAAAUCCGUCAAGAUCAAGAAAAAUAAGGAUAAUGUGAAGUUUAAAGUGCGGUGCAGCAGAUACCUUUACACCUUGGUCAUCACGGACAAGGAGAAGGCAGAGAAACUGAAGCAGUCCCUGCCCCCAGGUUUGGCAGUGAAGGAGCUGAAGUGAACCUGGCCCACUGAUUUGAACUGUAUUAAAGUUUUAAAAAU
Molecule: messenger RNA, 314 nt
Organism: Neomonachus schauinslandi (Hawaiian monk seal)
Lineage: Eukaryota; Metazoa; Chordata; Mammalia; Carnivora; Phocidae
Product: 60S ribosomal protein L38-like
Exons: 1
Coding region: 61-273 (70 amino acids)
Biological process (GO): translation; protein-RNA complex assembly
Cellular component (GO): cytosolic large ribosomal subunit; ribosome
Molecular function (GO): structural constituent of ribosome
Source: RefSeq, a predicted model, not a curated record